GAUUGCACUAUUAAUUCAUUUUGGGGUUUCCCCAAUGACGAUAAUUACAAUUGGUGGUUUCAGUUUCCUUAAUCAAAUAUCUAUUAUUAGUGCCUACAACAUACUAUUUGCAGGUAUUUACCUCCGCAACACGUAUAAGCACCACAUUCAAAGAAAAUUAGACGUCUAAGAGGAAAGAAGUUAUCACCUAGGAUGGCCACGGGUCUACGAGUUAUUCGAGGACGUGAUUGGCUGUCGGGUGACGUCGACGGGGGUGAAGGUCAUCUUGGAACGGUGGUGUCAUACGGAAAAGAUGAAACAGCUGAAGUGAUCUGGGACAAUGGAAAACAAACUGUGUCAAGCAUUGGGAAGGAUAGCAAAUACGAGCUGAGGGUUGUAGACAAUGCUCCUGUAGGAGUUUGCCAUCAGACUGUCACUUGCGGCGGCUGUGGAGAGAUCGGGGUGAUUGGAAUACGAUGGUCGUGUGGCCAUUGUACCAGCUUUCACUUGUGUUCUUUGUGCUACGUCACGGGAAAGCAUGACCUCUCUCACAACUUUGUGCGUCACGACACGCCCACAUCUACGGGGUAAAUUAUCUCU
Molecule: messenger RNA, 579 nt
Organism: Gigantopelta aegis
Lineage: Eukaryota; Metazoa; Mollusca; Gastropoda; Neomphalida; Peltospiridae
Product: E3 ubiquitin-protein ligase MIB1-like
Exons: 3
Coding region: 193-570 (125 amino acids)
Biological process (GO): protein ubiquitination
Cellular component (GO): cytoplasm
Molecular function (GO): zinc ion binding; ubiquitin-protein transferase activity
Source: RefSeq, a predicted model, not a curated record